AUGAAAACGGAGCCCUUUAAUCAAUCAUGGAGCACAAAUCGACUGCAAAAGCUUUUUCCUUUUAAUAAAACCCACCAAGAAAGGGAAGACGAUGGAGGAGGCGGAAAAGAAACUGGAGACAGAAGGGGUUGGCUGCAUCAUUCCGAUGAGCAGUUACAGAUACAUGCAGGAUUGAGCCAAGGUACCAAGAGAUGGCGAGUAGGAAUAUUGCAGAAGCUACUGAAGAUGGGGUUAUAGUAAGAAUUAUAGCAGGGGGAACUUGGGGAUG
Messenger RNA from Lactuca virosa, 268 nucleotides. The record is from the annotation of a GenBank genome assembly. NCBI's taxonomy places the organism in Eukaryota, Viridiplantae, Streptophyta, Magnoliopsida, Asterales, Asteraceae.